Messenger RNA from Racocetra persica, 135 nucleotides. Lineage: Eukaryota; Fungi; Glomeromycota; Glomeromycetes; Diversisporales; Gigasporaceae. The record is from the annotation of a GenBank genome assembly.
GUAAUGGAGAGAAUUGUGGAAAAGAAACUCCGGGAACAAGAGACACCUCAACUCCUGAGAAUAAUACACCUAAUAUUUCACAUAAGCAAGAUUUAAUACAAGAAAUAUCAACAUCUAUCAAGGAACAAGCACAAA